AUGCUCGACAAGAUCAGCAACGCCAACUUUGUGCCCGAUGGUCGGGUUUACCACGUCUCGGUCAAGUCGGGUCAAGUCGCCAACCGCAUCGUCACCGUCGGCGACCCGGCCCGCCUGCACCGCUUCAAGCGCUUCCUCGACAAGGAGCCCAAGCCGUUCGAGCAUGCGUCGGCGCGAGGGUACACGACCGUGACGGGCCGCUACAAGGGCGUGCCCGUGACCCUCAUCGCCAUCGGCAUGGGCGUCGCCAUGGUCGACUUCUUCGUGCGCGAGGUCCGAGCCGUCGUCGACGGCGACCUCGCGAUCAUCCGGUUCGGCUCGUGCGGCUCGCUCGACCCUUCCCUUCCUGUCGGCUCGAUCGGCAUCCCCAAGCAGGCCCUGCAGAUCAGCACCAACUACGCGCACUGGCACGGCGAGAGCGACAAGGAGGCUGAGCCGCCGUACCUCUUCUCGCCACCUAUCCCGGCGGACGCAGAUCUUCAGGCUGCUCUCGUCUCGUCCCUGAGCGGCUCGGUCGCGUCCUCAACCUGCAAGGUCCGCUCGCUCGAGCUCCACGCCUCGGCAGACUGCUUCUACUCGAGCCAGGGCCGCAUCGACCGCAACUUUCAGGACGACAACGAGACGCUCAUCGACGACCUCGUCAAGGCCAACCCGGACUGUGCCAGUCUCGAGAUGGAGAGCGCCCACCUCCUCCACCUGUCGCACCUGUCGCCCAACAUCCGCGCCGCAGCCUGCCACAUGGUCUUUGCCGACCGCACCGGCGGCGCCUUCAUCGACCCGGCCGUCGUCGAGGAACUCGAGCCCAAGGUUGGCCGCGCGUGUCUGGACGCCCUCGUCGGUUGGGACGUCGAGCGGGAGCACCCGGAGAGGGGCGCCGUGUGGGAGAUGUAGCGGGUGACGCAACCGGUGCAGGGCG
Rhodotorula graminis WP1 is the source of this 916-nucleotide messenger RNA. RefSeq lists its product as uncharacterized. The transcript is spliced from 9 exons. Gene Ontology annotation, biological process: uridine catabolic process. The record is from RefSeq and is a predicted model, not a curated record. Gene Ontology annotation, molecular function: uridine phosphorylase activity. Lineage: Eukaryota; Fungi; Basidiomycota; Microbotryomycetes; Sporidiobolales; Sporidiobolaceae. Gene Ontology annotation, cellular component: cytosol. Bases 1 to 891 code for a protein of 296 amino acids.